Rubroshorea leprosula is the source of this 1683-nucleotide messenger RNA. NCBI's taxonomy places the organism in Eukaryota, Viridiplantae, Streptophyta, Magnoliopsida, Malvales, Dipterocarpaceae. The record is from the annotation of a GenBank genome assembly.
CUUCUCCUUGUUUAUGCUCUUCCGGAAACCAUUCUUAAACCCCGCCAACCUAUUGUUUCCUGCGACACGAUUUCUUCUUCUAAUCAAGAGCUUGCUGCUGUAUUUCCUUCCUCCUUUGUCCGCGGUUUACUGCUGUGUGGUUGUGAUUCUUUCGAGUUUUCUGUUUCCAUAGUUUCCUCUUCAAUUCUGUCAAUUUCUAUAACCACCAGACCUGAUUUCUCUUGCUGGAAAUUCUGGUAAUGAGACUAGAGACGUUGGGGAUCAAGCCUCAUCAGCAAAUAGGAUUCUUCCCUCGACUCCUAUACUCCUCUUUGGUCCAGUCAACCUGUGAACACUUGAAAGCUUCAGAGAGAAGUCUCAACUCUGUACAACACCGUACUUACACUCAUUGUCAUUGUCAUCCAUGGCUGGUUUCAUCAUCAAGGUCACCGUUUGUGUUGGUGCAGGUAUUCUUGGCUCAAUGAUUGCAAAAGAAGGGGGUCUGUCUGAUCUUGUCAAUGGUGCUGCAAAGAUGAUUUUUAAGCAACUUAAACAAGAUAGUUCUCCUUCAUCGGUUAAGAAGCCUGUCAAUGAAGCUCUGUUGGCUCAGGUUAAUAGCCUAAGGCAGGAGCUGGAAAUAUUGGCAUCAAACAGAUCAGUUACCAUCAUAACUGCAGGCGGAACAGGUACCCGAAGAUUUGGCAUAAUUAUUGUUGUUGGAGUAGUUGGAUAUGGCUACAUCUGGUGGAAGGGGUGGAAACUCCCUGACAUGAUGUUUGCAACUAGACGAGGUUUAUCUGAUGCAUGUAAUGUGAUAGCCAAAGAGCUUGAGAACGUUUACUCAUCAAUAUCGGUCACCAGGCGGAAGUUGUCUUCAGACAUUGGUCGCUUGGAUAAUCGUUUGGGUGAAAUUGCAAAUAUUACAGCUGCUACUCAGGAUGAGGUUUCUAAGGUUCAUGAUAAAUCAAACCUGAUAAACAAUGAUGUUCAUUCUGUUCGUUCUGCAGUCAAAAACUUGGAAAGCAAGAUUAAUAGACUUGAAUUGAAGCAGGAUAAUUCAAUUAAAGGAAUAGUCAAGGUGUGUAUUGCUGCUCAGAGCUUGGAACAUCAUAGAUCCACAGAUCCAAUUCAGGCUUUGCCAUCCAACUCUUCCAGGCUAGCUCUUGAACCUCCAUCUAUAACACCAUCAAGGACUGAGUCAUUGCCUGCUGUUCUACCUCCACUUGAUGAUUCUAAUGGGUCUCCCAAGGUUCAGCAAUCCCCAAGACAUGCUGUCUCGGCCUUAGGCCUAAAGGAAGUUGGCGAAUCAUCAACUGGUCCUGAGGCUGCCAAUGCCAUUCAUGUUCCAGAAAAUAAAAGUAACGGGUCUUCAGGUUCUGGUCUAUCAGGGGUGUUUUCUGGUGGGAGCGCUCCAUUUCUAUUAAGAACAUACAGUGCUACACGUGCAGUGCAACAAAUGCGCGCAAGUAGGCAUCAAUCCUGAGGAUCGUGCUUUUAAAACUACGUUGUAAUUCUAUAUAUUAUAUUAUAAUUUUUUUUUUUUAAAGAAUAAAGUACGUAAAAAUAGACACUUUUGUGACAGAUGGUUUUAUAUCCCAUGGUAAAGUAUAUCUCUGAGCCUUAGGGUCGAGGUUCAAAUUUUUUCUUUCAAAAUUGUAAUAUGUUAAAAAAAAAAGGGGGUAAAAAUAGAAUUUAUUUUAAAAU